CGCUCAUUCGGACCGCUUUUAUUAAAAACCAUUUUUUUGAUUGACUUGUUUUUAUCAUUUUCCGAAUUUUAUCGUCUCGGUAUCGUCGUAAAUAAUAUUUAUUGAAAAUGUUUCGAAUGUGUAGAAUUUUACGCAUAGUGAUUUAUUUUGAUGGAAAACGUGUAGAUAAGACGCCGUUUGUUUUAAUAGAAAAUGUCCCGGGAACGAGCCAUGAGCCGCAGAUUUUACAGGGGCGAAUCGUAUUCCAAUUUAUUGGCAUGCAUGGACCGGGGACAAAUGGCUGAAGAACAAAAUCGGUGGACGUUUGAAGUCGCGUGGGAGGCCGCCAAUAAGGUUGGUGGUAUCUAUACUGUUAUUAGAUCGAAGGCUUAUGUUUCAACGGAAGAAAUGGGAGACCAGUACUGUUUAAUUGGGCCCUACAAAGAGCAUUGCGCCAGAACGGAAGUAGAAGAAGGGCCCUUGGGUUCAGAACCAUUGAACAAAGCAGUUGAAGCUGUUAGAAAUAAAGGUUAUAAGAUUGUCACUGGAAGGUGGCUGGUUGAUGGUAACCCACAAAUAGUAUUGAUGGAUAUUGGCAGUGGCGCUUGGAAAUUGGAUGAGUUUAAGCAAGAACUAUGGGACAAAACAAAUAUUGGUGUUCCCCACUUAGAUAUUGAAGCUAAUGAUGCCAUUAUUUUAGGUUAUAUGGUGGCAGAUUUCAUUUCAGAAUUCAGAAACAUCGCUGAAUACGACGGUGGCGAUUCGCAGCCUAAAAUCGUGGUGCACUUUCACGAAUGGCAGGCUGGCAUUGGUCUGAUAGCGCUCAGAACGAAGCAUGUACGCGUGGCAACAGUGUUUACCACCCACGCUACUCUGCUAGGUCGAUAUCUGUGUGCUGGCAACACUGAUUUUUAUAAUAACCUCGACAAGUUUGCUGUCGACGAAGAGGCUGGAAAAAGGCAGAUAUACCACAGGUACUGUAUGGAACGGGCGGCUUCACAUUUGGCGCACACUUUUACCACAGUGUCCGAUAUCACAGGUUAUGAAGCGGAGCAUCUGCUCAAACGUCAAGCUGACGUCAUAACGCCCAACGGUCUAAACGUCAAAAAAUUUUCCGCGCUGCACGAGUUCCAAAAUUUGCACGCCCUGUCCAAAGACAAAAUACACGAGUUUGUCAGGGGACACUUUUAUGGGCAUUAUGAUUUUGAUUUGGACAAAACUUUGUAUUUCUUCACGGCGGGGCGUUACGAAUUCGGCAACAAGGGUGCCGAUAUAUUCAUUGAGGCGUUGGCUAGACUUAACCACUAUCUUAAGUCAUCCCAUCCCGAUGUCACAGUCGUCGCUUUUUUGAUUUUCCCGACGAAAACGAACAAUUUCAACGUCGAAUCGCUGAGGGGUCACGCUGUGACGAAGAGCCUACACGAAACCAUCAACGACAUACAGGGAAAGAUGGGCAAAAGGAUGUACGAGAUUUGUCUGAGCGGGAGGCUACCGACCGGAAACGAACUAAUGACCAAGGAGGAGCUGGUCAGGCUGAAACGAUGCAUUUUUUCCUUGCAACGCGACGGUCUGCCGCCCGUCACCACCCACAACAUCGUCGACGAUUGGAACGAUCCCGUGUUGAACUCGGUUAGACGCUGUAAUUUGUUUAACACGACCCACGACCGGGUCAAGAUAGUGUUCCAUCCGGAGUUUUUAAGCUCGACUAAUCCCCUCUUCAGCCUCGACUACGAGGAAUUCGUCAGGGGGUGCCACCUGGGCGUGUUCCCGAGCUAUUACGAACCUUGGGGCUACACCCCCGCGGAGUGCACCGUCAUGGGGAUACCGAGCAUCACGACGAACCUGUCCGGCUUCGGGUGCUUUAUGCAGGAGCACAUCGCCGACCCGAUGAGUUAUGGCAUAUACGUGGUGGAUAGACGAUACAUUGGACUCGAGGACUCCGUGCAACAGCUAUCGAAGUAUAUGUACGAUUUCUGUAGGUUAAGUAGGCGGCAGCGUAUCAUUCAGAGGAACAGGACGGAGAGGUUGAGCGACAUGCUCGACUGGAGAAACUUGGGAGUAUACUAUCGCCAAGCGAGGAUGCAAGCCCUGCACAAACUGUUCCCCGACUACGUGGAAGAGAUCGAGUCCGCGAUCGGAACCCUGAAGUAUCCCCGACCGAUUUCUGAGCCUCCGAGUCCAAAUUCGAGCCAGUUCACCACGCCGGCGGCCUCGGUACACGGCAGCGACGACGAAGCCGACUCGGUGGACUCCGAAGGCGAGCUGGAAGAACUCAAAAUCAACCAUCACAAGUAGAAAACAGGAUCCGCCAUAUUUUUUUAUAGGUGGUACGAUAGGUAUCUAAACGUUCUUCCUCUGAUUUCCAAGAAUACUCACCGUCGACGUUUGGAAUAUAAUUAGGGCCGCUGAUUGUUAAAUUUUUCCUAAUUUUAUAAUUGAACCCUAAAUAUUGAUAUAUAUUGUUUUGUCAGGAACCCUACGAAAUAUGAAUUUUAAAGCCAAAACUUUGUCUAUAAAAAUAUUUUCGUA
This is a messenger RNA of Cylas formicarius (sweet potato weevil), 2508 nucleotides long. RefSeq names its product glycogen [starch] synthase (gene GlyS). Bases 193 to 2274 code for a protein of 693 amino acids. Gene Ontology annotation, biological process: glycogen biosynthetic process. Gene Ontology annotation, molecular function: alpha-1,4-glucan glucosyltransferase (UDP-glucose donor) activity. The transcript is spliced from 13 exons. NCBI's taxonomy places the organism in Eukaryota, Metazoa, Arthropoda, Insecta, Coleoptera, Brentidae. The record is from RefSeq and is a predicted model, not a curated record. Gene Ontology annotation, cellular component: cytoplasm.